Pseudomassariella vexata is the source of this 933-nucleotide messenger RNA. RefSeq names its product translation protein SH3-like domain-containing protein. The record is from RefSeq and is a predicted model, not a curated record. Gene Ontology annotation, molecular function: structural constituent of ribosome. The transcript is spliced from 2 exons. Bases 1 to 933 code for a protein of 310 amino acids. Gene Ontology annotation, cellular component: mitochondrial large ribosomal subunit; ribosome. Gene Ontology annotation, biological process: translation. NCBI's taxonomy places the organism in Eukaryota, Fungi, Ascomycota, Sordariomycetes, Amphisphaeriales, Pseudomassariaceae.
AUGGACCCUGGAAGCCCCAAAAAUUCAUCAAUCGCAACUCGCAGCGGGUCGCACCCGGAAAUUUUGGGAAACUACGAAUCCGGGAUAUCCUUUAUCCCCACAAAUCCUCUGGAGGCCCAGGCGCGGGUCGACUUUUCGAGAGCUUCGAGACAUCUUGCGACAUCUUGUGAUGAGCUUCUACGGCCAGCCCGAAGCCGUCCAGACGAAAUGAUUGUCCAAUCCGCCCGGCGGCCACUUGGCUGCUGGAAGUCUGUCCUCAGACGAAGUCGUCAGCAAAAUCAACUCCUCAGCCGUACACUGGCCUCUAUCAGUACACCUACCGAGCCACCAGCCAGUAAUGCAGGAGCAAUACCACCAGCGACCAUUGCAGCUCGGAAAGCACCUAAAUUCCAUGUGAUCCCCACCAAGAAUCCUGACAACCCCAUCCGCACCGCCUUCGCCGUCUACAGCCCCCCUCCCUCCGCCCGCAAAGCCCACCCCGCUGCCCUGGUCGAAUACCACGCGCAACAGAUCCGCCGUCUGGACCGCACCGGGGCGCGCACCGCCCUCUUCUCGAAAAGCAACCCCGACGCCGCGAAGCCGGGCGAUGUGCUGCAGGUCACCACGAACCGUGGGGAGCCGUUCGCUGGCGCCUGCCUGCAGAUCCGUCGCGCCGGUGUCGACACAGCCAUUCUGCUGCGCAACACUUUGACCAAGGUUGGCGUCGAGAUGUGGUACAAAAUUUACUCGCCGAGCGUGCUGGGUAUUGAGAUUAUCUGGAGACGACCCAAGAGAGCGAGACGCGCCAGACUUAUGCACAUGCGUCGGGCAAAGCAUGAUAUGGGCAAUGUGGAUCAUCUGGUUGAGGCUUGGAGACGGGCUAGAAACGUGUUUAGUAGCAGGGGCAAGGGUGGAAAUACUGGACGGCAAGGAAAGAACAGCAAGAGGAGGUAG